AUGUCGCCUUAUGACGGUCUUUCGGAUACUUCCUCCGAGGAAGACGCGCAGGUGCUGAUCUGCCCUCCUAAUGCGGCGCCCCUACAAGGCCCGCACCUCGACGACACGGACCGUUGGGCAGAGGAUGAGUCGUCAGAGGACGAGUACGCCCACAUCAUCCUCACCGGUCCCCUCAACUUUAUAAAGUGGGAACGGGCGCUCGACCGGCGGCUCAGCGGAGACUAUGACGACCACGGAGACCUCUGGCGGCAUGUCACGGAGGACUAUGCCAAACUUCGGGAAGAAGUGGAUCAGCAGUUCCCCUCGGGCUACAGUUUUGCGGCAUACGACGUGGACCGGCGGCGGCGGAUGCGGGGCGCACUCUUCUGGGCGCGCAAGAACGCCUUCAAAGAGGUGUACGACUCGCUCUCGCCGGACGUCCAGGCCAGGCUGCCGUCAUACAUGCGUCCGAACCGCCGGACGUAUACGAGCAGGGACGACGGACCGGAUCCGAAACAGCUUUACGUCUAUCUCAAAAAGACGUACGGUCCCCGGUCGCACUUGGCGCCCAUGGCGGAGAUGUUUGCGGAGAUAUGGGAGACCAAGGUGCAGGAAGGGGAAGAUCCGAGACGGAAGCUGCUGGAGCUGGAUGGGAAGAUCAUGUCGUUGCGGUACGAGAUGGGGUCGAUGACCGUCGCCCAGUUCUUCGAUACCAUCGAAUUCCACGCGGUCGCAAGGGCGCUCCCUCCCUCGUACUCCGGCAUGGUCCGGGAUCACGUCCGGGAUCCGACUAGCACCAUCAGGGGGUUUAUCUAUGAUGUAACGGACGAGUAUGAUCGGAGGGAGAAGGGGAGAGCAAAAGGAGAUCCGGAUGCCGAGGCUCAGGGUAGGCCGAUCAGAAGCGGCAGAAUGGGCGGCUGGCGGGCGCGGGCGGAACAGCGGGCGCAGGAAAUGGCCGACGCGUCAGACGAAUACGAUGAUGACCAGUACAAUGACGAUGGCGAGGAGGGCGAGGAUGAGGAUGAUGAGGACGAGGAUAUGGCGGACGAACUGGGGACCGAGGAAGAUGAAGAAGAUGAGGACGAUGGGAAAGCCAAGGAGGAUGAAAAGGAUGAGGAUGAUGGGGGCGGGCUCGACAAGACUCAGGAUGACGUGGAUGGUCUCGACGAGGCGCAGGAGGAGCAGGAUGUCGACAUCAAGCUGGAGCAGACAUCGGCGGGAACAUCGGCGCCAGCCACACCGGUGAAGCUGGAAGAUUCCUCCCCCCAACCGGCGGCGGCGGCGGCGACGGUAGCGGGUCCUUCGGACGUCGGAGAGGCGGCCCCGCCAUCGGUGCCAGCAACUACGGCGGAAGAGACGGCUAUAUCGGUGGCACCGCGCCCGGGAAAGUGGUGUCAGUACCACAAGUCAAAAACCGCACGAUACCGUCGACUGCCGGAACAAGGGUCGGAAGAGGCGGACCGCUCGACCCCGGCAGACUAUCCAGGUGAUCGUGGUGGAUCUUGCGGGGGCUUCUCUGGGGCUGAGGAAAUGAGAGUCAGGCGGAUAAGGUAG
This is a messenger RNA of Dioszegia hungarica, 1533 nucleotides long. RefSeq lists its product as uncharacterized. The transcript has a single exon. NCBI's taxonomy places the organism in Eukaryota, Fungi, Basidiomycota, Tremellomycetes, Tremellales, Bulleribasidiaceae. The record is from RefSeq and is a predicted model, not a curated record. Bases 1 to 1533 code for a protein of 510 amino acids.